AUGAAUAAUUCUGACGCCAUUUCAUUAAUUUCUCCAGAAGGAGAGCAUUCUCCACCCCAAAGGGGAAAUGAAGAAUCUGCCUCAUCUUCAUCAACCUUUUCUGGUAUACCUGGAUUGGGACGACUUGGAAAUGCGCCGAAGUCUGAAAGUCCAAAACCACCUGUGGAGAGCGACGCUGCACAAACCCAUUUACACGAACCGACUGUAUUUCAGGAGAAGAUGGUAGAAAGCACUAUUGAUCACUCCCAAGUAGAUUCUACAAUGGCAGACGCCGAACCUUUGAUGCAAGAAUCUGCGACUGCUACAAUCAAUGAUGCGAUUUCAGCGACACCCACUGGAAUAAAAGACGAGAUUCUGCCAGUGGUAGAGAUUGAGUCAGUCCAAACAACUAGUCAAAAUGACUCUGAAAUGCGACAAGCCCCCCAAGGAGAAGAAGAAGAAGCCAAAAUCAACACACAGGAUAGCAACAGCAAUGCGAUGGACGUUGAGAUAUUACAAGCUACCCUAGAACUCCAUGUCGAACAAGAAAUAGAGGUGCCAGCAGCCGAUUUGUUUGAAGCUCAGCCUAGUUCAAGUGACAUGCAAGUACCGGAGAGCCACGCUAGUCCACCUGAAUUGACGCAUGCUUUGGAGGCGAUGCUGGGAGGUCUAUUGCAAUCUGCUGCUGUGAAUGCGGAUGUUACCACCCUGGUCAGCGCACCUGAAGCACAAGCCACAGAAGCAGAACACCCAGAAUGGGAGGUUGACUCAUCUCCAUGUGAAUCAUCGUCAGACGACUCAAGUGAUAGUUCAUCUGACGACGACAGCGAGGAUGAGGAUGGAGAUAAUACAUAUAAACUUUUGAGCCCAGAAGAGCAAGCUAGAAUCCUGAUGGAAGGUGACGGCGGUUCAGACGACGAGGGAGCCUCCAAAGGUGCAAAGGGUGCCGGAGCUCAGCUACGGACGAAGAAUGAAGUGCCAGAAGAAGUCAUUCCCAAGCCAGAUGUUACAAUUACACCGGAAAUGCCCAUUGCAAGAUUGGGUGAUGUGGAAGGAAUUGUGGACAAUAUCAUUCUCAUCAAAGCUUUCACGACUGGGGAGUAUCAAGUUUUAAGAGAAGAAUCCGUGCUAUGUUUACAGGAUCGAAGUGUUAUAGGUGUGGUGUCGGAAACAUUGGGCAGAGUAGAACAGCCAUUGUAUUGUGUUAGAUUUACGAAUGCUGCAGCAAUUACCGAAGCAGGACUGUCCGUCGGAACUACUCUUUACUACUCCGAACAGCAUUCAACAUAUGUCUUUACACAAGCUUUGAAAGCAUACAAAGGCACCGAUGCUUCCAACUUGUAUGACGAAGAGAUUGGCGACGAGGAAAUGGAAUUCUCGGAUGAUGAAAAGGAGGCCGAGCAUAAACGGAAGGUAAAACAAAGGAAGGCCGAAAAAAGAGGCGGUAAGACACAACAGAACGGUGGUGGCCACUCACAUGUUGGAUACUCGUCGCAACAACCGUAUACCCCUAGUAACACUGGCGCUGGGUUGAAUUAUGACGAAGUCGAGGAUGGUCCCUACAAACCCCUCACUCGACCAACUGGAUUUACUGGUGGUGCAAGUGGUGCCGAAGCUCCUCAAGAGGGCUCCCAUUACAACAGACCGAGUCAUCGUGGCGAGCAUGGAGGUAGAGCCAGAGGAAGGGGUCGUGGAGACAGAGCGAGAGGAGAUAGGGGACGAGGACGUGGACGAGGUGGCGGGAAUAAUGAUCGGAAUAAUAGCCAAUCUGGUGGUGCCCCAUCGCAAUUGAACAUGAACACCAAUUUUGUCCCACCCCAUCCAAGCCCUGGAGUAUUCAACCCUCAGCCAGCUUCCUUACCGCAAAAGCCUAACUUUCCACCUCCGCCGCCUGCUUCAAAUAUAUACCACAAUCCAAAUCAGCCACAACAAUAUACACCUCAACAACCACAAUAUCCAUCCCAGCAACCUCCAGUAUGGCCAAUGUAUCCGCAAGGUUAUCAGCAGCCAUAUCAGCAACCUCAACAACCUUUCCCGCAUGCACAAACUAAUUGGUCAGCUAUGCCUCCUCCAACCAUACCAGCGGGAGCGUUCAUAAACCCGGCUUUCUUCAACCAGCAAAAUGGAGCUAACCAAAACGGAGGAAACCAAUGGACUCAUCCAGGACAGCAGAAUGGAAAUGGAGAAAGCAGAUAA
Sclerotinia borealis F-4128 is the source of this 2175-nucleotide messenger RNA. Lineage: Eukaryota; Fungi; Ascomycota; Leotiomycetes; Helotiales; Sclerotiniaceae. The record is from the annotation of a GenBank genome assembly.